This is a messenger RNA of Rhodamnia argentea, 1722 nucleotides long. RefSeq lists its product as uncharacterized. Gene Ontology annotation, molecular function: protein binding. The coding region runs from base 198 to 1490 and encodes 430 amino acids. Gene Ontology annotation, cellular component: nucleus. The transcript is spliced from 5 exons. The record is from RefSeq and is a predicted model, not a curated record. Lineage: Eukaryota; Viridiplantae; Streptophyta; Magnoliopsida; Myrtales; Myrtaceae. Gene Ontology annotation, biological process: regulation of flower development.
ACCUUCCUUCCCUCUCUUCACACCCUAUCAUUACAAAGCUUUCAAACACCAUCUCUCUCUCUCUCUCUCUGAAACCCUAUUUUUCUCUACCUUUGAUUUGUCUCAAUGAGAUUUUGCUUGCUGAGUAUGAUGUUCUUUGCUGCUGCCUAGAAAGUGAGUUUCUUCUUGGGUUGGAGCUUGCGAAGGCGGGAAAGAAGAUGAUCGAGGACGUGAUUCGCGACCCCGAACAAGUGCAACUUCCGAUCGAGGAACUUUCAAGCCCUCUGAGUGCUCAGUUGCUUGAGUACUGUGAGGCAGAGCUAUUGGGAAGCGAAAUCAUACGAAGUUCUGAGACAACCUCAUCCUCAAACCGUUGCUAUGAAGACAACGCCUUCAACAAUCAUGUCUGCUUGCCACCGGACGCCGAAAACAUCAGUAGCUUUCAAGACAACAAUGGUAGUGGUAAUGUCAACAGCACCACGUUGAUGACAGCUCCAUCCACCAGCAAUAACGUCUCCACCAAUAUAGCUCAGAACAGCAACUCCAAUUUCUCGGCGCUCUUCGAUGAUUCCCCGGUCGACGAAGUCGACGACAUAUCCGCCUCGAUCGACUUCUCCACCUCCCCUCCCUUUUACGUCCCUCCGUUCUCCGGCGCUGCUCAACAAGAGCAUCAAUUCGACUUCUCUCCACCGCAACCUCAAAUCCCAUUAACCGAUCACGUCGUCAACGGGAUUAUUUCCCCGUACGCACCGCCGUCAACCAACCAGGCAGGAGGAAUGUUACGCCAGGCUCUGCCCCCCAUCGUCGAAGACUGCCUAUCUUCCGUCCCGUCUUACCUCCCUUUGAGUCGGCCAUCGCCUUCUUGCGCUUUUCUAGGCCCAAACAACUGUGGGGCUCAUAGCCCUAUACCUGGGAACUUGAGUGGUGCUCUAUGUGGUGACACUUCUGGGAUGUUCUUGGGAAGUCUUCUUGAACUCCAAGCACCAGAGCUGGAUUUUCGAGGAGAUGGCGCCAGGAUGUAUUACCCGAACCCAAACCAGCAGAUAUUGAUCAAUCAGGGCGACAUACAGGCAUUUAAUAUUGAAAGUCAAAAGCUGCUUAAUGGCCCGGCGAGCUCUUCUUCACCAUUGGCGACAGAGGUUUCGAACUUUGAGGAUUCAGCAUACAAAGUGGGGAAGCUCUCCACUGAGGAAAGGAAAGAGAAGAUCCAUAGGUACAUGAAGAAAAGGAAUGAAAGGAACUUCAGCAAGAAAAUCAAGUAUGCUUGUCGCAAAACUCUAGCAGAUAGUCGUCCUCGGGUGAGAGGAAGAUUCGCGAAGAACGACGAGCUUGGAGAGGCCUCUAGACCUUCUUCUAGUAAUCAUGAUGACGAUGACGAUGACGAAGUUGCAGUGAAGGAGGAGGAGGAAGUGAUGGAUUCUUCGGAUAUCUUUGCUCAUAUCAGCGGCUUAAAUUCCUUCAAAUGCAACUACCCAAUCCAAUCAUGGAUCGGACCAACCUCAGGAUAUUGACUGUGCCUGCAAUAAGCAAUUUUGGAGGACCCUGGUUCGGUCAGGAUUUGGCUUUUCCCUGGUUCAGGGAAGGAAAUGAGUGAGGUCUUGGUAGGAAGAUGUUAGCUUCAACUAGAAUAACGUAAGAGAGCAAUGAGAAACCUAGUUUGUUCUGCUUUUUUCUUUUCCCCUUUCUUCCUUUGAUAUUGCAAAUGACAGUUUACAAAGAGAAAAUACAUGUGAUUUGUGCAUG